GCACCUCUCGUGGCGACCCCCGCGGCCCCUUCUUCGAGGGGUGCUCCCCUUCCCCCCUCCUCCCCCCCUCCUCCCUCUGUCGCAUCUGCUGCUGCUGUCGACCUCCUUGGUGCUGAGAAGGUCGGGGCUGCGUCUGCUUCAGGCGGACGACGCAGGGGCAGGAGUGGCAGGAGUGGGGGUGGUGGCGGAGGAGGCGGAGGUGGAGGUGGUGGCGGUGGAGGUGCGACUGGAGAGGCUAGUGGCGGCAGUGGUGGAGGUGACAGCGGCGUUGGGAGUGGUGACAGGGGCGGAGGUGGCAGCGGAGGCGGAGGUGGUCGUGGCAGCGGCAGGGGUGGAGGUGGCCGGGGCGGAGGCGGAGGGGGUGGUGGUCGUGGAGGCCCGGGGGGCGACGUGUGGGGGGCCGCACCAGACGGAGCGCUGCUUCGCCCGCCUCAACGACGCGUGGCGCACCCAGUUUCCUGGUGGGGGUGAGCUGCCGCGCUGGGCUGAGCUGCUCAGGAAGGGUGUUGAUAUUUGGGCACUAGACUUUGAUGCUAUUCUCACUGCCAUGUAUGCGAUGUCUAUUAGUGGAGAGGGUGCUCAGUACUUGCGUGUUCCGCCCGACCCGGGCAUUCAGGCCAGCCCCGCUGCUGCUCUAGGUGCUUGUGCGUCUGUGCCCCCUGGUACUGAGUCGACUGCAGCACUGCACACCUUCACACUGGACUCAGGUGCUUCUCGCUCCUUCUUUCGUGACCGCACUGUCCUUGAGCCUCUAGCUCGGCCGGUUGCUGUCUCUCUUGCUGACCCCUCUGGGGGUCCGGUCCUUGCGACCUCCUCCACCACCCUUCCGUGUCCAGCGGUUCCGUCCGGCACGCUCUCAGGUCUCUACCUCCCCUCGUUCUCCACGAACUUGGUGGCAGGUAGUGCGCUCCAGGACGGGGGUGUUCACCAGUUCACCCCUGCCUACGAGCGUGUGACUCACUGCACGUGUGCUCGGACGGGCCGCCACCUAGCUACUUUCACUCGAGAGCCGGGGUCUGACCUGUACACACUGACCACUGAGUCCCCUCAGGUAGCUGCGUCUGCGUCAGCGUCAGGUCAGCUGUCCGCCCCCUGCUCGUGUCGCUCUCUGGCGAACGACACCGUCCUCUGGCACCACCGCCUUGGUCACCCGUCUGUGCAGCGCCUGCGGGCCAUGCACAAACGGGACCUUGUUGCUGGUCUUCCCAGGGUGCUCCCUCCCCUUCCUGACUCCCCUGCUCCUGACUGCAUUCCCUGUGUCGAGGGGCGGCAGCGCGCCGCUCCUCACUCCUCCUCCUUUCCCCCGACGACCGCUCCCCUGCAGACGCUCCACAUGGACGUGUGGGGCCCAGCCCGCGUCCGUGGUCAGGGUCAGGAGAGGUACUUCCUGAUAGUUGUUGACGACUACUCGCGCUACACCACGGUCUUCCCCUUGCGCGCCAAGGGUGACGUCCCUGGUGUUUUGAUCCCCUGGAUCAGCCGAGCCCGUCUCCAGCUAGGCGAGCGCUUUCACUCGGACUUUCCUGUCCUGCGCUUGCACUCUGACAGAGGUGGUGAGUUUGCCUCCGACCUCUUGGCAGCCUACUGUGCUGAGCACGGCAUUGAGCAGUCGUACACGCUUCCGGCCUCUCCACAGCAGAAUGGGGUUGCUGAGCGCCGCAUUGGCUUAGUCAUGGAGGUCGCUCGUACCUCCCUGACCCAUGCGGCUGCUCCCCACUUUCUGUGGCCGUUUGCGGUCCGGUACGCUGCGCAUCAGCUCAACCUCUGGCCCCGUGUCUCCUUGCCGGAGACUUCCCCGACUCUGCGGUGGACGGGAGAGGUUGGCGAUGCGUCGCGUUUCCGGGUGUGGGGAUCCCGAGCUUUUGUCCGCGACACGUCUGUGGACAAGCUCUCCCGUCGCGCUCUUCCCUGUGUCUUCCUUGGCUUUGUUCCCGACGCGCCUGGAUGGCAGUUUUACCACGUCACCUCGCGCCGGGUUCUGGCCUCUCAGGACGUCACUUUUGACGAGUCCGUCCCCUUCUACCGCCUCUUCCCCUACCGCACUGCCCCCCUCCCCCCUCCGCCGCUCUUCCUCGCUCCAGACCCGGGUGAGCCUGUCGAGGUAGCUGUUGACUCGCGUCCUGCGUCUGGGGGUGCUGAGCCUGGGAGUGCUGAGUCUGGGGGUGCUGGGCCUGGAGGUGCGGAGCCUGGGGGUGCUGAGCCUGGGGGUACGGAGCCUGGGGGUGCUGAGCCUGGGGGUGCGGAGCCUGGGGGUGCGGAGCCUGGAGGUGCUGAGUCUGGGGGUGCUACGUCUGGGGGUGCUGAGCCUGAGCGUGCUACGCCUGGAGGAGCCCUCUCCUCCCAGCAGCUGCAGGAGAGGUACCUCGAGUACUGCCGCCUCCGGAGAGGUGCUGCUGGAGCUCGUCCCGGUACUUCCCCUCCUUCCCAGGAGCUCCCCCCCAUUCAGGUGAUUCGAGAGUGGUACACACGGCGCUGCAGUCUUCGGAGUGGUCCUCCUGGCGCUGCGGACCCGGGCGUUGGAGCUGCUACAGGUGCUGAGGACCCGGACGUUGGAGCUGCUCCUGGUGCUGCGGACCCGACUGGUGGCGCUGCUGCUGGUACAGAGGACUCGGACGUUGGAGCUGCUGCUGGAGCUGAGGACCCGAGCGGUGGCGCUGCUGCUGCUGCUGAGGACUCGGGCGUUGGAGCUGCUACUGGUGCUGAGGACCCGGGCGUUGGAGCUGCUACUGGUGCUGCGGACCCGCCUGGUGGAGCUGCUGCUGGUGCUGACGACCCGACCGGUGACGCUGCUGCUGGUGCUGCGGACCAGGGCGUUGGAGCUACUGCUGGUACUGAGGACUCGGGUGUUGGAGCUACUGCUGGUGCUGAGGACUUGGGCGCUGGGGCUGCCGCUGGUGUCCCUGCUGCUUCUGGAGACGCUGCGCGGCCGCGACCGUACUUCGUCCCGCUCCUUCAGCAGGUUCUUGGUCAGGCUCCUCCUCCUGGUCCUCCUCCCUCCGUCGAGGGUCCUCUACCUGUCCAGCCGCAGUCACAGUUACCGCCCGCCUCGCCUCUCCCUGCUCCCUCUCCUUACGCUGGUCCCACAGGAGGUCUUACAGAGCGUCGUGAGCCUGAGUCUCGUCCCGCGUCGCCUGUUCGUACCGCUCGCACUGGUCGUCGUGUCCCACGUGAGCGUCCUCCUCCUGUCCCUGGCACUCACUACAUGACUCUGCGUCCCUCCACUGCUCCGCAGCGUGUCCCGCUGCCGUCUCCUCCUGCGUCCUCCCUACCUACUCUUCCUGACCCGGAGUCUGACUCCCGUCGUGCUGCCAGUCCCACUGUUACGCGUCUCCUUGCUACCGUUGUCACUGACCCUUCUUUUGAGUCCGCCGCUGCGUCUGCUCUGGUCGCUGAGUUAGUUGACUUUGCUGCUUGCUGUCGCCUAGACUACGCUGCUAGCCUAGUGGCUGAGUCUGAGUCUGAGUCUGCCUGUCCUCCGUCCGUCGGGGGUGCGUGUGCUCUUGGCACGGACGUCCUUGAGGACAGACAGGAGGAGUUCCAUUGCUUUGCUGCUGCUUUGCCCCAUCUCGUGUCCAUGCUAGUUGCCCCUGAGGGAGACCCGGAUGCACCAGACAUCCCGACCCCACGCACUUACGCUGAGGCGAUGGCGGGUCCCUACUCCUCUCAGUGGCAGACGGCCAUGGACGCCGAGAUGGCUUCCUGGAAGUCCACACGCACCUACGUCGACGAGGUUCCCCCUCCUGGGGCGAACAUCGUCAGUGGCAUGUGGAUUUUCAGGGUGAAGCGGCCGCCGGGUUCUCCGCCUGUCUUCAAGGCGCGUUACGUGGCUCGAGGCUUCACCGCUCAGCGCGACUACGAGCUUCACUCACUUGACUUCAGCACUGCUUUCUUGCAGGGCAGCCUGCACGAGGAGAUCUGGCUGCGCCGCCCACCUGGCUUCACUGGGUCGUUUCCUCCUGGUACCCAGUGGAGGCUUCAGCGGCCGGUCUACGGUCUCCGCCAGGCUCCGCGUGAGUGGCACGACACACUGAGGACUACACUUGCGGCUCUUGGGUUCGCGCCUUCUACAGCUGACCCGUCGCUGUUCCUGCGCACCGACACUUCGCUGCCGCCGUUCUACAUCCUCGUGUACGUCGACGACUUAGUCUUUGCCACUGCUGACACUGCAGGACUUGCCUACGUGAAGUCGGAGCUGCAGAGGAGACACACGUGCACAGACCUGGGUGAGCUGACAAGCUAUCUUGGCUUGCGGAUCACCCGGGACAGAGCACGGCGCACCAUCACCCUGACUCAGUCACACAUGGUGCAGCAGGUUCUCCAGCGCUUCGGCUUCACGUACUCCUCGCCUCAGUCCACUCCUCUGCCUACCGGUCACUCGCUCUCAGCUCUGCCUUCGGAUGAGUCCGUAGAGUCGAGUGGCCCGUACCCAGAGCUUGUGGGCUGCCUCAUGUACCUGAUGACCUGCACUCGACCUGACCUUGCAUACCCUCUUAGCAUUCUUGCACGCUAUGUCGCUCCUGGCCGUCACAGGAAGGAGCACAUGGAUGCCGCUAAGAGGGUGUUACGCUACUUGUGCAUUUCUUGGCGCUCUACACGCUCUUCUUCUGUUCUCAGCUCCAGUUGCGAGGCUGAGAUCUACGCCACAGCCAUGGCUGCCCAGGAGCUACGCUGGCUGACCUACCUGCUGACCGACCUUGGGGAGCGGCCUCGUUCUCCUCCAGUGCUGUACGUCGACAACCAGGCAGCCAUUGCCCUGUGUGAGGAGCACAGACUGGAGCACAGAACGAAGCACAUCGCUCUGCGGUACUUCCUUGCUCGAGAGCUGCAGCAGCGAGGUCAGCUUCGUCUGCGUUACGUGGCCACCGAGGCCAACCUUGCUGAUGUGUUCACCAAGGCACUUCCGCCUGUUGACCAUCAGCGCUUUUGUACUCUUCUGGGCCUUGUGCCUACUGGACCUCACUUGCUCACUUCUUGA
Closterium sp. Yama58-4 is the source of this 4975-nucleotide messenger RNA. The record is from the annotation of a GenBank genome assembly. NCBI's taxonomy places the organism in Eukaryota, Viridiplantae, Streptophyta, Zygnematophyceae, Desmidiales, Closteriaceae.